AGUUGACGGGUGCAGAAAAUCAGUAAUGUGCCAGCGCCAUGACAGCGCUCCCAUCGAAACGCCUGGACCUCUAUCGUUGCAGCGCUGCCAUAGGAGCCUGCGGGCGAGCAGAGGAGUGGCAGAGGGCGCUGCGUUUGCUCCGGGACGCCGAAGAGGGGUCCGUGCGCUUGGAUUUGGUGGCCAUCAGCAGUGCCGUGAGCGCAUGCCGCAGCUCCUGGGACCAGGCUGUAGCGCUGCUCUUCUCCGCGAUAACGAUGCACUUGCAGCUGAACGUGAUCGCCUGCAGUGCAGCCAUCAGCGCGUGCGCCGCGUGCGCCGAAUGGCAGCCGGCGCUGGCCGUGCUGCGGGCAAUGCAGGUGACGCAGAUACCUCCCAAUAUGAUCAGCUACAAUGCGACCAUCAGCGGCUGCGGAAAGGCUGGUGAAUGGCAGCGUGCACUGGCGUUGCUACACCAAGCAGACGCAAGCGGCCUGACCCCUGACGUAGUCUCCUUCAACGCUACUUGCAGCGCGUGCGGCAACGGCGGAGCAUGGGAAGUUGCACUGUUUCUGCUGGGCGAGAUUUCAAAAAGAAGCAUGCAGCCCACCAUCAUCUCGUGUAAUGCUGGCAUCAGUGCUUGCGAAAAAGGCGGGCGCUGGCAGCAGUCACUUCAUCUGCUGUCCCAAGUACAUCGACGGCAGCUUCAGGCAACGAUCAUCACCUACGCAUCUGCAGUCAGCUCCUGCGAAAAGGCGGCCCAAUGGCAACUUGCGCUGCAGUUGCUGGAGGAGUCAAUGUCCAGCGCGCUGGCGCCAAACGUCGUCUUGUACGGAGCCGCCAUAAGCGCCUGCGAAAAGGCCGGCGAGCGCCGCGCAGCUCUGCGGCUGCUGGGCGACGCAGCGUCUGCACGGCUCGAGGCAGACGUGGUGAUGUACAACGCCAGCAUCAGCGCCUGUGAGAAGGCCGGUGACUGGCAGCAGGCCCUCAGUUUGCUGCGGCUGGCCGACGGCAACGUCAUAAGCUACAACGCCACGAUCAGCGCAUGCGAAAAGGCCUCCCACUGGCAGCAUGCUUUGAUGCUCAUGGCCGAGAUGGCGAGCAAGGGCUUGGAGCCGGACAUGUUUUCACUGAGCAGCGCCGUGCGCGCCUGCGCCGUUGGCGCCUGGCGCCAGUGUUGCGCGCUGCUGAGCGCCUCCGUCGCUACCGCGGACGCGGCGGCCUACAGCGCGGCGGCCAGCGCCUGCGGCAGCCCCUGGCGCUUGGCCCUCGCGCUCGCGGCUUCCGCCGCUUCCGCCGCCGGCGCCUCCGCCAGCGCGCCGCUCUGCGGGGCAGUGGUGACGGCUUUGGGGGAGCGGCGCAGAUGGCGAAGCGCCGCGGAGCUUCUGAGGCAAGCAGCGCAGCGCGGGCUGGAGCGCGGCCUGGCCAGCUGCGCCUUCACCACGGCCUUGGCCAAGGCGGGCCGCUGGAGGCUCUGCUUGAUGGAGAAGGAGUCCCAGUGGCUGCAGAACCUGGCGGUGAGCGCGUGCGAGAAGGCCUGCGAGGUCUUGGCGGCCGAGAGGAACCCCGGGACGCGGCGACCAAAAUGGGAGCGGGGCGCGGCGACUGAAGUGGACCCACACGCUGAAUCCUUUCGUUACCUCAUUUGCGCACAGGGACAGACGCACAAGUACUUCCUGGAUCGCCAGCCGCGCGAGUGCAUGCUCGCUCGGCGCGACAAUGCGGGCAUCAUCAGGUACACCGCCGCUACCCAGUUGCUGAUCAGUGCCAUCGGUGCCUGCAGCAAGGCGUCCUCCUGGCAGAAAGGCUUCCACCUUUGGCAGACGCUGCGCCUCGGCACGGUGCAGAUCGACGUGGUUCUCUGCAGUGCUGUGCUGAGCCUCUGCGAGAAGGCAAAGAAGUGGCCGGAGGCUCUGGCGCUGCUUCAGGACGCGGAGGAGAGCUUCUUGGAGCCCAACGUGGUGGUCUUUAGUGCGGCCAUCAGCGCUUCAGCUGGGCAAUGGCAGUUGGCCUUAGACGUGAUGCAAACCAUGCGGCACAAGCAGGUGCGGCCGAACAUGAUCACUUUCAAUGCGACAAUUAGUGCCUGCGGAAGAGCUGGAGAGUGGCAGCGUGCACUGGCAUUGCUGUACGAAGCAGACGCAGGCAGCCUGAGCCCUGACGUGGUAUCCUUCAAUGCCACUUGUAGCGCGUGCGGCAAGGGCGGAGCAUGGGAAGUUGCACUGUUUCUGUUGGGCGAGAUUUCAAGAAGAAGCAUGCAGCCCACGGUCAUCUCUUGCAAUGCUGGCAUCAGUGCCUGCGAAAAAGGCGGGCACUGGCAGCAGUCACUUCAUCUACUGUCCCAAGUACGUCGACAGAAGCUUCAGGCAACCAUCAUCACCUAUGCAUCUGCCGUCAGCUCCUGUGAGAAAGCCAGCCAGUGGCAACUUGCUCUACAUUUCCUGGGCGAAUCUACGGCCAGCAGACUUGCGCCGAAUGUUGUCUUCUACAGCGCCGCCAUCAGCGCGUGCGAGAAGGCCGGCGAGAGCCGCGCAGCUCUGCGGCUGCUGAGCGAUGCGGCGUCGUCACGGGUCGAGGCAGACGUGGUGAUGUACAACGCGACCAUCAGCGCCUGUGAGAAGGCGGCGGAGUGGCAGCAGGCCCUGCGAUUGUUGCGGGAGGCGCGGCCGAAUGUCAUCACCUACAACGCCAGCAUCAGCGCAUGUGAGAAGGCCUCCCACUGGCAGCAUGCCCUGCUGCUGUUGGAGGAACUGCACGCGGGUGGUUUGCAGGCGGACGUGUUUUCUUACAGCGCAGCCAUCAGCGCAUGCGAAAAAGCCGGCGAGUGGCGGCCAUCGCUGUCUCUUCUGUCCUGCUUUCAGUCAGGCGAGUUGGAAGCCCACAUUGUGACUUUCAACUCCGUGGUCAGUAGCUGCGAGAAGUCUGGCGAGUGGCGGUUUGCUUGGGACUUUCUGCACCUCGCAGAAGACAAGUCUGCACAGGCCAAUGUCAUCACCUACAGCUCCGCCCUCGCCGCCUGCCGGCCCGCUUGGCGCCGGGCGGCGCUGCUCGCGGCCACCUCGGAGGUGCAAGGCAAUGUGUUCACUUUGGGCGCAACGGUGCGAGCCUAUGAGAAGGCGGACAAGUGGAAGCAGGCACUCUCUCACUCGCAAGCCUCAGCGGCAGUGAUCAACUCCCAGAUCUCCGCGUGCGAGCGCUGCUUCUUGUGGCGCCAGGCGAUGGCGUUGUGCGGCCAACUCCCACGGAGAUCCCUGGAGCCCAACGUCAUCACCUGCUCCGCCGCCGUCAGCGCCUGCGAGAAAGCGCUCCACUGGCGAGAAGCGCUGCACCUCGUUGGCUUCACCCAAGGUGGCGCGAACGUGGUCACGUACAGCGCGGCCAUCGCGGGCUGCGAGGAGGUGGACAGCAGGCAGACGCUCCUGCUGCUUCACGACAUGGAACGUGUGAUUACGGCUGUCCUGCGGCCGGACUAA
Messenger RNA from Effrenium voratum, 3449 nucleotides. Lineage: Eukaryota; Dinophyceae; Suessiales; Symbiodiniaceae. The record is from the annotation of a GenBank genome assembly.